AGGCUAGUGACUAACAUGGAUUUUCAUCCACAGACACUUGCUGGGUUUUGCGUUAUGGGGAAGCAUGGUCUGGCUACCUGGUUGGUCAUCCUUCUCAACUUCGCUACACUUCUCACUUCUCUUGCUUGUUCCUACUGCCCAUCUCCAACUCCUCCUAAACCACCCAAGGUAAAGCACCCCCUUCCGCCUCUUCCACCUAAACAUCCUCCACAUGUCAAACCACCUUACGUGCCCAAGCCUCCUGCUGUAAAACCACCAUAUGUACCUAAACCUCCAGUUGUGGAGCCGCCUUAUGUGCCCAAGCCUCCUGUUGUAAAACCACCAUAUGUACCUAAACCUCCUGUUGUGGAGCCGCCUUAUGUGCCCAAGCCUCCUGUUCUAAAUCCGCCUCAUGUGCCCAAACCUCCUAUUGUAAGGCCUCCUGUUGUAAAACCACCUUAUGUGCCCAAGCCACCAGUGGUUCAGCCCCCACCGCCACCAGUAGUUCAUCCCCCACCGCCACCAACUGUGGUGCCAAAGCCUCCUCCGGUUGCUAAGCCACCCCCAGUUGAGACGCCAUGCCCGCCUCCCCCACCGCCACCAUCACCGUGCCCACCACCACCACCCAAGGGGAGGCCCCCACCACAAAAGACAUGCCCCAUUGACACUCUGAAGCUGGGUGCAUGUGUGGAUUUGUUGGGAGGGCUUGUGCACGUUGGGAUAGGAAGUAGUGCUAAGGACACAUGCUGUCCAGUGCUGCAAGGGCUUGUGGACUUGGACGCUGCCGUCUGUCUUUGCACCGCCAUCAAAGUCAAGCUUCUUAACGUCAAUAUCAUCAUACCCAUUGCUCUUCAAGUCCUUGUUGGCUGUGGCAAGACUCCACCUUCAGGAUUCCAAUGCCCUGCCUAAGUGGAUGACGUAGUUUGGAAAGUGGAAGAGAAUAACACGUGACGAGUGAGAGGUUGAAGAAAGCCAUUAUAGUAGAAAAUGUGUCUUUAUGUGUUUUUGUAAUCUCUGUUGUACGCAUAUCAAAGGGUUUAUCAUAUAUAUGCAUAAAUGCAUCAUCUCAUGCAUGUUUUUCCGUUCUGCAGAUGUUAUCAGUUAAAACUUAAACAUACUUCAUACCUUUGAAGUGGAUGGUUCUUUCUCAA
Messenger RNA from Vitis riparia (riverbank grape), 1130 nucleotides. RefSeq names its product 36.4 kDa proline-rich protein. The transcript has 2 exons. Bases 16 to 888 code for a protein of 290 amino acids. NCBI's taxonomy places the organism in Eukaryota, Viridiplantae, Streptophyta, Magnoliopsida, Vitales, Vitaceae. The record is from RefSeq and is a predicted model, not a curated record.